Molecule: messenger RNA, 1562 nt
Organism: Arabidopsis arenosa
Lineage: Eukaryota; Viridiplantae; Streptophyta; Magnoliopsida; Brassicales; Brassicaceae
Source: the annotation of a GenBank genome assembly
GUUUGUAAGAAACCGCAUAAGGAUUUAAAAAAUUCAUGCUUUGAUUCCAAAAUAUCGGAACGAAUGGAACAUUUGGUCACUGCUACUCAGAAUUUCCACAACAAUGAGGAACAAGAUUUAGGUUUGGAUUCUUCUACUAGGGAUGUUGAAACAAACGAACCCGAACCCGAAGACCUGCUAGUUGAAGACACUUCCAAUAAUGCUUUGAAUAUGGAUACAAUAUUUUCACCUGUUCUGGAUGAUGAACUGUAUUCAGAAACUGAUCGAGUAUUUGUGGCAGGAAACAAUGUGCAAUGGGAAAUGCCUAGGUGGGGAGCUGAUGAGAGCAGCAGCAAUCAAUCUUGCAACGAUUCUGAUUACUUUCUUUCUGAUGUGCUGAUUGCAAGCUUGCCAUUUUAUGAGACUGGAAAUGUUGAUUUUUUCACUGAGAUAAGUCCCUUGCCUCGUUGUAUCUUUCCAGAGACAAGUGCGUUACUAGAUGUAGCUGAGCAGUACAUGCUAUUACCUUACUUAGAAGAUGGAUCAGCCAGCAGUGAUGAUGUUAAGUCUGAUGAGGAUAGCAGGAUUAAUGUUGAUAGACAUGACAUGUUUAUGGCUUUCAAUCGGUCAAGAUCACAAAACUUGGAAGCUGCAGAUGCUCACGCUGAAGCUGAACAAACUGAAGAUUUUGAUCCUCAGCUUUUCUUAAGAAAUCAACCGGAAUUAUCUGAUGUCGUAUUCAAUUAUUUCCCUGAUAUGCAGCCUAAUGACUCUUUAAAAAGGAAGGCGGUAACCCUUGUUCUCGAUUUGGAUGAAACUCUGGUCCAUUCGACUCUGGAAGCCUGCAGAGAUACAGACUUUUCCUUCAGAGUGUCUUUCAAUAUGCAAGAGAACAAUGUUUACGUCAAACAAAGGCCACACCUUUAUAGGUUCUUAGAGAGGGUGGUUGAACUUUUUCAUGUUGUCAUCUUCACAGCUAGUCACAGCAUCUAUGCGUCUCAGCUUCUAGAUAUAUUGGAUCCAGAUGGGAAGUUUAUAUCGCAACGUUUUUACCGAGAUUCAUGCAUUCUUACAGAUGGGAUUUAUAGCAAGGAUUUAACUGUUUUGGGUCUUGAUCUGGCAAAAGUGGCUAUAAUUGACAACUGUCCACAGGUGUACAGAUUGCAAAUAAACAAUGGGAUCCCUAUCAAAAGUUGGUAUGAUGAUCCAACUGAUGAUAGUCUGAUUACAGUACUUCCCUUCUUAGAGUCAUUGGCUGAUGCCAACGAUGUUCGUCCUGUCAUUGCCAAGAGAUUCGGUAACAAGGAAUAAGAAAUCUCUUCCUUUUGUUUUCCUCUAUAGCUUGAUUGCAGAUUCUGGAUUUCUUUUACAGAUUUAGUCAUAGACUAGUUUAGUUCCUCAAGACUUGUUAGGUGCUAUUUAAUUAGUGAACCAUAGAAUAAUGAUCGGUGAUGUUAGUACACAAGUAAGAGUAACCCUUGUCUUAGCCAGGAUAAGAAUAGAUCAUCGGAAUCUUAACAGUCUGUUCUAAAUGUACAGUUGGUGAAGCUGAGAUACUUAAUGUAUAAAAAGUGAGUAAUUUU